Molecule: messenger RNA, 405 nt
Organism: Cooperia oncophora
Lineage: Eukaryota; Metazoa; Nematoda; Chromadorea; Rhabditida; Trichostrongylidae
Source: the annotation of a GenBank genome assembly
AUGUUCCUCCACUUGACCUUAACAGCACUCUUCUUUGGAGUUAGCGUCGCCGUUAUUUCCUUAGAUGAACCGCACGUUCCCGAGAACACUUAUGAGACAUGCUUAACGACGAUGGAUCGAGGUGAUGCCUGUUGUCCUGAACCAAACAACACAAUCAGAUAUUACUUUGAUCCUGAAUUCCAACAAUGUUUCUCUUAUCUAUACGAAGGAUGUGGUGGAGGGCGGAACACAUUCUAUACAGAAUACGACUGUAGAAGGACCUGCAUUAUGGGUAUUUGUAUUCCAUCAUAUCCCAUAUCAGCAGUUGAUAAUACAGAAGUUCUCGGGAGCAGUUUGGUUCCUGAAUUCGUGAGCACCCUUCGACACGGAAACGAUGAUUACUUGCCAGAUUACAGGAUCGGGUAG